AUGUCUGGAGCCGCAAAGAGGGUAGCAGCAUCUUCUGUCAACUGGUCCAAGUUGGGUGAGUAGUUUCAAACAAAAUUCAUAUUCUAAACUGUUAAUUUUUAGCUGAGCGUCUCGUCCCAGAGCACGCCGCCGAACUUGUCCGUGUCAAGGGAGUCAGUGGAACUUUCCAAUCGGCCGUCAGCCAACUUCCAGCUGACCUCCCAAAAGUUGACUUCGCCGCUUUGAAGAAAUCUCUCCCAGCUCACUCUGCUGUCAUCGAUUCACUCCAAAAGCAAUAUGAAGCUAUCAAGAUCCCAUAUGGAGAAGUUCCAGCCGAAUACUUGAAGGUAUGUAUUGGUUUAAGAAUUAAGAGGUGUAAAUUACGUGGUUUCUGACGAGAAACCGAAGUUUUGAGCAUAUCUUCAUUACUGUUUUUAAUCGAUGCACAAGUGCAUUAAUUUUAGGAAGUUGACCAAUGGGUUGAGUUCAACAAUGCCCGUAUCCAAUUGCACGACACCAAAGUCGCUGACGGUCUUCAAGAAGCCAAGAAGGUCGAAGAGAAAUGGUCAAAGGCUCCACCAGUUGAGCACUUCGAUCGUCAACACUUUGUCGAAUAUUUCCCAGCUCACUUCUACGAUCUCCGCUACCAAAACAGGUAUGUUUUACAUUUUCCGAAUGUUUCCCUAUUUAUUGAAUUUUUCCAGAAUUCCUGACCCAUGCAACGUUGGAUUGAACGAAACAACUGAAAUUGAGACUAGAUUCAAGGACUACAAGGUAAUUAUUUAUAAUUUGUGAUAAUCAAUUGAAACGAGUUUCGUUUUUUUCUGAUUUGAAGACAAUAAUAUAAUCAAAUCAAAGAUCGCUUACGGUUUCAUGAUAAUUUCUAAUCAAUGCAUUAGUUCCACAUGAAAUUCAACAAUUUUUCAGGUUUUGCGACGUGCCGACAAAGUUGACGACCAUUAA
Caenorhabditis angaria is the source of this 942-nucleotide messenger RNA. NCBI's taxonomy places the organism in Eukaryota, Metazoa, Nematoda, Chromadorea, Rhabditida, Rhabditidae. The record is from the annotation of a GenBank genome assembly.